UCCAGGAUCAGCACCAUGGACAGCGGCACCCCGCGCCAGCCAGCCACCACAGACACUACAUCCUGAUAGUGAUCGGAGAGAUCAGCACCGACAACCAGUUGCGGUCGGCAAUCCUCCACGUUGAGCAAGGUGUCCGCUCCUGGGACGUUGAUCUCGCUGCCUUUGACCUUGACCAGCAGCUGCGGCUGUUUGUGACCAGACACUCUGCCCAGUUCUCCAGCGAAGUCAGAGGCCAGAAGACACUCCACCACAGGAGCGAUGAGCUGGAGACCGUGGUCUUGGUGAACCCUACGGAAAGCACCGUCACCUCCGAGGUUCACUCCCUCGUGACAGACUCUUCCCACCACAAGCUCUUGAUCCUGAGUGGGCAAACCACUGAACAAGCAGGAGACCUGAUUCUACAGACCGGAACAUACACUUUUCAGAGAUUCGUCGAGACCUUUGCAGAUCCUGAGGUGACAGAGCUACUGAGCAGCACUGAAGCCGAUACCAAGGCUUGCAUUACCGUCUGUCACCCUGGCGAAGGAGAUUGGAGCAACCUCAAGCAACACAAUCUCCAGGGAUUCAUCAAUAUUCAGCUGAACCCGGCGCCCACCCUGCCCGAGAUGGAUGGCGUCUCUGAGUUCACAGAGUACCUCACAGAAUCUGUCGAGGUGCCCUCGCCCUUUGACCUGCUGGAACCUCCGACCUCAGGGGGCUUCCUCAAGCUCUCCAAGCCAUGCUGCUACAUCUUCCCUGGCGGGAGGGGCGACUCGGCGCUCUUUGCUGUCAACGGCUUUAACAUCCUGGUGGACGGCGGUUCCGAGAGGAAGUCAUGCUUCUGGAAGCUGGUGCGUCACCUGGACAGGAUCGACUCAAUCCUACUGACGCACAUCGGGGCCGACAAUCUGCCCGGGAUUAACGGGCUUCUGCAGAGAAAGAUUGCGGAGCUGGACGAGGAGCAGUCACAAGGCUCCACAACUUACAGUGACUGGAUCAAGAACCUUAUCUCCCCAGAGCUGGGCGUGGUUUUCUUCAACGUACCCGAUAAACUGAAAACACAGGAGCCCUCCAUGAAGGUGAAGAGAAGCAUUGAAGAAGCCUGCUUAACACUACAGUACCUGACUAAGCUGGGGGUCAAGCCAGAACCUCUCAAUAGGGUUGUUGGAGCUACUAUUGACCCUAUUCCACUAUUCCACAAAAUGGGAGUUGGCCGAUUAGACAUGUAUAUCCUCAAUCCAGUCAAAGACAGCAAGGAAAUGCAAUUCCUUAUGCAGAAGUGGGCAGGUAACAGCAAAGCAAAGACUGGCAUCAUUCUUCCCAAUGGCAAAGAGGGAGAGAUUUCAGUCCCAUACCUCACAUCCAUCACAGCUCUGGUCGUGUGGCACCCAGCCAAUCCCUCCGAGAAGAUAGUCCGGGUGUUGUUCCCUGGCAACGCACCGCAGAACAAGAUCUUGGAAGGGCUGGAGAAGCUAAAGCACCUGGACUUCCUCAAAUACCCAGUGGCCACACAGAAGGACCUCACGGGUGGUUUAACCCCACCUGCGGUGAAGCAGACGAAGAUGAGACAGAGGACGGACAGCAAGGAGAGCCUCAAGUCCUCGCCAAAGCCAGCUGCCCCCAAGCCAGUGAAAAAGGAAGAGCCCACAGAAGAGACGGUGACAAAACACCCCGAGGUUAAGGCAGAGGUGCUGAAGGAGAACAAGUUAGAAAAGAAGGAGGAGAAGAAGGGGAAAACAGAAGUGGAGAAGGCCUCAACAGACAUAAUUAAAACAGAGAAGAAAAAGUUGUCCAAGGAGAAGACUGUCAAAAAACAUGCAAAAGACAAGCAGGCAAAAUCAGAAGAAAAGAAAGACAAGGAGAAAAAAGAGAUCAAAAAGGAUAAGAAAGAGGUUAAGAAGGAAGAUGUGAAAAAAGAGGAGAAAAAGGAGGUGAAGAAAGAUGAGAAGAAGAAGGAAAAGGAGACCAAGAAGGAGUCAAAGAAACUGCUGAAAGCUGAUUUAAAGCCGUUCACUCCAGAAGUCAGAAAAACACUACACAAGGUGAAGGUGCCGGGCAAGAAAACAGAAGCCAAAGGCAAAGUUUCUAAAGGAAAAGAUGAGGUGGAGCCAAAGAGUGAGCCCGCCCUGGCCAAACCAAUACCUCCAGAGCCAACGGCAGCUCUGUUACAGGAGGAGAGGUCCAUCAUGUCUUCACCUGAGGACCUAUCCAAGGACUUUGAACAGCUGAGGACUGAAGAAGCAGCCAAAGUUGAGGCUGUUUCUGUAGAGCCAGCCAGAGGUCCUGGCGAUGUGGAAGAGACGGCUGAGGUGGAGGAGAGAAAACCACCAGACCAGCUGAAGGCCAGCCCUGAGCCGGAGAUCGCCAGACCACCUGAUGUUGACUCUAAGGCCCCUCUAGAAUCUGCAGAGGAGAUAAUCCCAGCAGCUGCAGAGGAAGUGACACCUCUCGAGGAGGAGGUCAUCGGCCAGCCUGAACCUUCAGUAGAGAAGAUCCUGGAAGAUGAAAGUGUCGCCUUGGAAGAGUCGCUGGAAAUGAGCGAGUUGGAAGAAAAAGUGGUUAUGGUAAAAAAGGAUGAAGAAGCUGUCACUAAGGAUAGGUUAGAGCCCCGACGUGAUGAAGAGCCUGAGGAAUACCAGGCUGAAGAACAAGUGGCACCUCCAGAAACACUGGGAAAAGAGAUCGGAAGGAAGGAUGAAGAGGAAGAAAUGGAGAAGUGUGAGCGAUACAUUGAAUCAAUGGAGACAAGGGAGCAGGUUGAGGAAAGUGAGGGUGAAGAGGUGGUGGAGAAGGCAGAACUGGAAGAAACGGUGGAAGCUAUAGACGAAGACAAGAAAGUAAAAGCCAAGGAAAAGGAAAGUGCACUCCACGAGGACCUGGAUGACCAGCUGCACCCCAGUGAGAAACAAGUCAAGGACGUUUUUGAGCGUGAAACACUUCCGGCUGAGAAGCAGGUUCCACGACAAGAAGCCAAAGUAGUAAAGGCCAAGGAAGACUCAGUGCCAACACAGCUCCUGCCUGCUCCUGGACCAGCGGGCGAGCCCAUCUCGUACAUCCAGGACGAAACCAUCCCCGGCUACUCUGAGACAGAGCAAACUAUUUCCGACGAAGAGAUUCAUGAUGAACAAGAAGACCAAAUAUCUCACCUAAGAUACGAAGUCGACACAUAUGACAUCUCCGUGCCAGACGACACAAGGUCGUUUGAUGCUGUUCACGGAAUGAAGGAGAUCAAGGCCAUGGCAGGAGCAGAGAUGGCAGCCAAGGGCUUUACGAGGGAGGAGCCCGAGAUAGUUAUCUAUCCCUCGGAGAUCGUUGCAGCCCCACUGGCUGAGGAAGAGCACAUCUCUUCCGCGGCUUCCAUCACUGAAUGCGAUAAGCUCUCUUCCUUUGCCACGUCCAUGGCAGAGGAUCAGUCAGUGGCUUCGGUAACGGCACCCCAGACCGAGGAGACCGGGAAGAGUUCCCUGUUGCUUGACACUGUCAACAGCAUGGCCUCCUCCAGGACAGAGGCCACCCAGGGCAGAGACUACAUCCCGUCCGCGGGCACCAUAUCCCCAACUUCCUCGUUGGAGGAGGACAAGUACUUCAAAUCGCCACCUUCUGAAGACUCUCACCCCAUUGUCGAAGUUGCCAAAAUGGAGGAGGAGGAGGAGGAAGAGGAAGAGGAGGACCAGACACCAAAUGUUGAGAUUCCAACUAAGCUUAAAGAGCAAUACGCUGCAAUGUUCCCAGAAAAGACCACCCCAUCUCCCUUCCUGCCAGAUGGGUUUACCACUGCCGACCAAACCAUGGAUGUUCGGGGUACUGAUGCCAAGCCUAAGCAUGCCCUGCAUUUCGACGCAGACCUGCCAGAAAGUGACGAGAAGUGCAUCAGCCCUGAUGAAAGCACAGUGAAAAUGGCCUCGCCUACUCAGUCGGGUCCCACCAGUGCAGGACACACCCCUUUCCAUCAGUCGCCAGUUGAGGAGAGAACUGACUCUGUUGAGACUGAGCUGGAAGAUCAAGCAGCACAGGAAACAUCCAUAGUCACUGAGGAACCACUUAGAAGCGAAGACUUGCCCAGUUCAAGGGAGAGUCCCCUUGGUGACUUGUCACCAAAGUCCGACUCCCUCAAAGAACCUGCUCUGCCUUGUCCACCAGCUGCCCUGAGCCCUGACCUUCAGCGUCCUGAGCUGACUUCGAAAGAGGAUCUGAUGCACUCACAGGAGUUCCGAGCAAUAGAGAAAAUGGAAAAAGAUGCCCACGAGACUGAACAUGCAACGACCGAGAAAAUGGAGAGGGAUAUUCAGGACUGGAAGCCUACUCUGACCAAGAUGGAGAUCCCCGAGGAGAAACCGGCAGCUGCUGAGAAGCUCGGGGAAGAAUUCCUUGAGGAACGAGAGGAUGCUGCAAAGGUGGAAAAAGAAGCAGUGAAGAAACCUGCUGCUCCUGAAGAGGCAGAAAAAUUAGUCUCAGAAUCAAAACCUGCAAAAUCUGAACCCAAAAAGACUUCAGAUCUUCUGGAACAGAAACCCGAACCUGUCGAAAAAAUUGACAAAGAGGAGCCAUCUGCUUUUACUGAGAAAAUAACUAAAGAGACUCCAGUGAAGGAAUCUACAGCAGCAGAUAUCGUAGAACAAAAGACAAUCUCUCUUGACGAGGGAAAGACAAAAGAGGAAGACUUGGGGAAGAUCUCUCUUGAUUUGGGAAGGAGUGAGAAAAUCAGUUUGGAUGACAGACCUGGAGAUGUUGACAAAAUUGCAGAAGAAAUGUUAGACAAGAAGUCCAUCAGCGAUAGAAAAAUUGAACAGAAGGAAAUGGAUAUCUCCCUUGAUGUUGGAAAAUGUGAGGAGGAGGAAAUGGAGAAGAAAACUGUCAAAGCUGAGCAGAUGGAAAAAGAUCUGCAGAAAAUGCCUGAAGAAAUUAGCAAAACUGAACAUGAAAUGGAGAAAAUGUCUAUUGAUGUCGGAAAGAGUGAGAAGGAAGAAUUGAAGAAAGAUGUCUCAAUUCAUAGAGAGGUGGUUAAAGAGGAAUUAGACACAAAACCUAUUGAUGUUGAACAUUUGGAAAAGGAAAAAGGAGCUGGUGAGAUUGAAAAAACAGUUAAAGAAGAAUUGACAAAAUCUAUCGAAGUUGAAGAUUUGGAAAAGGAAAAAGCUGGUGAGAUUGAAAAACCAGUUAAAGAAGAAUUGAAGACAAAAUCUAUCGAAGUUGAAGAUUUGGAAAAGGAAAAAGGAGCUGGUGAGAUUGAAAAGACAGUUAAAGAAGAAUUGAUAAAAUCUAUCGAAGUUGAAGAUUUGGAAAAGGAAAAAGCUGGUGAGAUUGAAAAGACAGUUAAAGAAGAAUUGAAGACAAAAUCUAUCGACAUUGAAGAUUUGGAAAAGGAAAAAACUGGUGAGAUUGAAACGAUGGUUAAAGAAGAAUUGAAGACAAAAUCUAUCGACGUUGAAGAUUUGGAAAAGGAAAAAGGAGCUGGUGAGAUUGAAAAGAUGGUUAAAGAAGAAUUGAAGACAAAAUCUAUCGAUGUCGAAUAUUUGGAAAAGGAAAAAGGAGCUGGUGAGAUUGAAAAGAUGGUUAAAGAAGAAUUAAAGACAAAACCUAUCGAUGUUGAACAUUUGGAAAAGGAAGAAGGAGCUGGUGCAAUUGUAAAGAUUGACCACAAGUUGCCUGAGGAGGAAUCUAUUGAGAUUGGAAAGACUGAAUCUGGGAAAUUAGAGAAAAUAACUACAGAUGCUAGUAAGAUUGAGAAAGAAUUGGAAAAAGGACAUGGAGAUGUUGGAAAGAUUGAAAAAGAGGAGCUGGAAAAGAAGAUUGGAGACAAGGAAUUGGAGAAAAUGUCUAUGGUUGUUGGAAGGACUGAGGAAAUGGAGAGUGAGAAAGAGGAUUUGGGAAAGGCGCCAGGAGAUGUUGUGAAGAUUGAACCAGAGAUGUUAGAGAAGAAGUGUAUUGAUGAUGGCAAGGUUGAAGAUAAGGAGCUGGCAAAGGUUACUGUGGAUGUUGUCAAAAGUGAGAAAGAGGAUUUGGAAAAGAGAUCUGGAGAUGUUGGAAAGAUAGAACAAGAGAUAGUGGAGAAGAAGUCUAUUGAUACCAAAAUUGAACACAAAGAAUUAGAAAAGACCUCAUUUGAUAUUGGUAAGAGUGAGAAAGAUGAUUUGGAAAAGAGACUUGGAGAUGGGGAAAAGACUGAACAAGAAAUUUCGGAGAAGAAAUCUGUUGAUAAUAUUGAAUACAAAGAAUUGGACAAGAUCUGUCUGGGUGUUGGAAAGAGUGAACAAGAGGAGCUGGAGCUGGAAUCACCGGACACUGCAAAGGUAUUGAGAGUGGACCUAGAGAGCGAACUGGGAAAGAAAGUUGAAGAUGUUGAAAAGAUGGACAAAGAGCUUCCAGAGAAAAAAGUUCUAGGUGCCAUAAAGAAGGAAGAAGACAUUUUGCAGACAAAACCAGCAGAUGUGUUGGAGAGUGGAGUUGUAGACUUUGGAAAAUUGGAAAAAGGCGCAGAGAAGAAACCUACAGAGGUUGAGAAGGUGGAAAAGUAUGGGUUAGAGAUGGAACAAAUAGCAGAAAAAGUGGACAAGGAUGCACAGUUAAAGAUAUCAGGCGAAUUAGAAGAAAGAAUAGAAAAAUUACAAGCUACAACAACAGAAAAAUACCCCACUGGUGAUUUGGAAAAGGGGUAUGCACCAACUGAAGAUAUCCAUUUUAAAGCUGAAUACUCUCCAGCUACAACUGAAGUCGAUAUAACAGAAAAAUCUAUCACUGAGAAGCAAGACCAACUGAAAGGUCAAGGAGAAAGAAUAGCAGAGGCAGUAUAUUCAUCAGAAGAUCAAGAUCUUCCUGAUGUUAUGGAACUAAUACUGACUGCUGGGAAGCCGCAAAGCAAGGAGGAAAUUUCAAAGCAAUCUCUCCCUAAAGACAUGACAUUAGCAGACCAGAAGGACAAAGUGAGUCCCGUAGAACUAAAAGACGAAAAUUUACUGAACAAGCUGUUAAUAUCAGAACCUUCACUGUAUCUGAAGGGCGAACUCGAAGGCCAGGUAGUGGAUAAAGCAGAAUCUGUUUGCGCGCCUGAAGAUGUCACCACAAAACCAGAUACAUGGGAACCCCUUGUUGGACACAAGAGCCCCAAAGGAGGUGAGGUGUCCCCUUCAGAGACAGAGGGACUAUCAAAAGGCAAAACGGAGUUGGUGAGCACUGAUUCAAAGCCUGUGGUCGAUUACAGCAAGUGGGAUCCCCCUUCCUAUCAAUCUCAAUCCUACACGCAGGAAGAAUCCAAAGUUAGUAGUGCUCUGCCCCACACACCAUCUCCCGAGGACUGGCCAACUGAGAAACUUACAGGAGAGGUUCGACUAGCUGGGAGCGGAGAUAAAGAAAAAGGCAGUGAAGUCCAAUAUUCUUGCUACACAGGUGAAAAGAGGGAGCCUUCCUCUGGGUUUGACUACUCUUGGUCUGUUGAGCCAGGAAGCAGCCAGCUUCCACCUGUCUCUGACAGUGCCUUUGAGAAGGAGCGGGACCUCUCUUUGGAGUCAAAGCCUUUAACUACACCUUUCCCACAAUCUGAGGACUUGUGGACAGGGGCAGGGUCAAAGCCCACCGCUACGUCCACCACAGUAGUGACAACUCUGGAAACGGCAAGAGAAUCGGCAGGCGAGAAGGAAGUGAAGAAGUUGGAUGUUCUCCCUGGGGAAACCCUGAGAAAAGAGGAGAAAAUUUCUCAGGAACAGGCCUACCCUCCACCAGAUGGGAGUUUGUACACAUCUGUGUUCAAAGAAAGUGAAGCCUUGACUUGUGGAAAGGAUUUUGCACCUGAUGAACAAGACUACGGCCAUACAAUGCAUCCUCCUAGUGAAGAGCAGGGAAUUCCCUUCACUCAAUUGGAUUACCAGAAGGUGACCUGUUCAGAGGCGAAGUGGAACAGUUUUGGGCUUGUUGCUGAAGAAUGCUACACUGGCACUUUAGUAGAGGGAGACAAGGACCCAGAUACCGAGAUGAAAGCAUUCAGUUACUCUGAGGUGGAUGAGAAGAGCAAGCUCCCAGGGCUUGAAGACCUCUGCCAGCCACAAAAGGAAGUUGAGCCUCUUGGAUUCCAUCAGCUGUCACAGCCUCUGGACACACCAUUCGGGGUGGCCUGGGAGCCUAGAAAGGCAGAGAAAGAACCCACGCUCCGCAUGUCACCGUCAGAAAAGGAGCCCUCCCAGCACAGCCCCAUGGGUGGGGAGCAACCAACACACACGACAACUGAAACGAGGACUGAGAGGGCACUGGGAUAUUCCCAAAUUCCAGAACUUCCCUCGCCCCUCGCUCCAUCAUCGAAAGAUGUCUCGACGACUGAUGCCAAGGACAAGCCGCAUUCUGAACUGAAGCUGGAGCCCAGUUUGGGCGAAGGAACCUCAGACUCUCUCAGCCCUAUCUCUCCCGAAGGAAGGAAGACUUCGGCCCUAAGCAGCCCAGAGUCCAAAGACAGCUCUUCCUCCUCGCUAGCGUACACAGAACGGCCCCACAUUGACUCUAGCGUGUUUGGGACCAGUGCAGCCAAGCAGAAAACACCAGAAUCCAGUGUCCUGGGAUACUAUGGGAAGGAAGCAAGUGAGAGCAGUAGUGACUCUGAACUGGAGAAAGGUGCCAAGGACAAGUCAGAGAAGGAGCAGCCGGAAGGGGAAAAGGGAGUGAGCUGCCUACGAGCAGAUCUAGAUGGGAGGGCUCGCUCCCCCAGCCCCCAGCCCCCUUGGACACAGCAACACCAGCUGGAGCCCACAUUGCCAGGAGCUGCGGAGCAGAGGCCAGCCAAGUCUGAGGAGGAACUGCUCUCUCUUGGCCGCCAGGAUCCAGGCAUCCCAACUCCCAGUGUCCACAAGGAAGCCCUGCAGAGCUUUCCCUGUGGACUGGACUACCCCUGCGCCAAAGCAGCUGAGGAGGAGGAGGAGGAGGACUCCAAAGUUCCAUCCACUCCAUCUCACACACCAUCUCCUGAGGACCCACCAAGCGAGAUAUUUACAGGAAAGAUUGCCAAAGUUGCAAAGGUGGAAGGGAAAGAUCCCAGCAAAGCCGAACCCCAGGAGGGACAUUUUGAGCAAUGGGGCCCCGAUUCCCUUGGCCUGGGCCAGGGGCUCCUAACCACCCAGCAGGAGCUCUGGGCAGCCAGUACCGAACAUUCCGGCGCAGACAAGGAGGAGAAACCCUCUGCUGCUACCUUAGAAUAUUCUUCCUUGGCCAAGGAGAAGUUGUGUGCGGCUCCUCUCCCUGCCGAAGGCCUGAAGGACGAAUAUUUGGAAGUAUCCCAAGAUGCCUUUGCUCCAAGCCCCACCCAGGAGCUCGCUCCCUCCUCGUCCGAAGAGUCUGCAGCCCGUGAUCAGAGUGCCAGCGACUCAACAGGGAGUGGGCCCUCAGUGGAGGGGGCCAGUUCCCAACGGCCUGUUGAGGGGAUGCACCUGCCCCUCGAGGCUGGAACCCCGGCGAGGAGUCUGGACGAAGUGUCACCCUUGGUUCCUGCGGACAAGGCCAUACACCAGGCUGCUGAAGCCGAGGAGGUGACCCUGGUAGAACACAGCCCGGCCUACCUGUGUGACAUCGAGGACUCCACCUUGUCCUGCAGGGUCGAGUGCCAGGGGUCAGCCCCUAAAGCAGAAGCUGAAGAUUUGGGAGGGGAUUUCCAAGCUGCCAAGCCUGGGCCAGGAGCGGGAGGCCCAACUGAGUGCCAGGCCCCAAGCCUGCCACCUCCCCUGGCCACACCGGAAGCCAACGGGCCAACAGAGACAGGCUUUGCCUCAGUGCCAGCCUGGAGCUCGCUGGGCCAGGAGAGGGAUGCAAGCACCAGCCUGGAUUCAGCCUCAAAGAUUGAGCUUACAGCCCGGCCAUCUUCACUGCCUCCGUCCCAGGGGACAAUACUGCGGCCUUCAGAGGGGUCUGAACCUCAGCCCGGAGGCACUGGGCCUAGCUUCUCCUGCAGUGACCACAAGCUCCUGAAGGGUGAGCUGUCGCCGUCCUUCAUUAAUCCCAGCCCCCAGCUGGAAAUGGAGGAGGACGUUCGCCCCCAGGCCACGAGUAGGGGUGGGGAAGAUACCUGGAGGCCGGAAGUCCCAGGGCAAAUGCGCCCCGAUAGUCCACCUACUUCCGGCAGUGAGUCACCACCCCUCAAUUCAGACUCGGACGUGCCACCUGAGACAGAGGACUGCCCCUCCAUUACGGCUGAGGGGCCCAUCGACUCGGACGAGGACGGUGACUUCCUGCCAGUGGACAAAGGCACUGGCGCCACACCCCACCCACGGCCAGGUCCCGACCCGUUGCCCGCCCCUGCUGUGGACCCUCAGCCCCAGCCCCCGCCCCCCGACGUCUGCAUGGUGGACCCCGAGGUGCUAGGUGGUGACCCAGGUCGGCUGCUGAGGAAGGAGCUGAAGGACAAGGCCAAGGGCACCAGGAAGACAGCGAAGUCCAAGGCAGCCUCACCAGGCCGCAAGGCCGAGAGCAAAGCCAAGCACCCCGCCACUCCCGCCAAGUCCGCCUCACCCAAAGAGCCCGGUGAGAGGUCCCCGAAAGCAUCAGCCAGCAAGAAGAAGGAGAGGGAGACGGCUGAGAAACCGACUCGAGCUUCCAAAGCCGGCGAGAGUCAUGUGUCCCGAGCUGAGGACAGGGACGAUGUCUCCAGGUCCAGCCAGCCCAAGGCGCUGGUGAAUGGGAUCAAGUCCGCCUCAGCAGCUCCAACCAAUACCAAGAGCAGCUCAGGAGUGCCCGCGGGCCCUCCUGUGUAUGUCGACCUGGCGUACAUUCCCAACCACUGCAGCGGGAAGAAUGUCGACCAGGAAUUCUUCAAGCGUGUCCGAUCCUCCUAUUACGUGGUGAGCGGGAACGACCCUGGAAGCGGAGAGCCGAGCCGGGCCGUGUUGGAUGCCCUGUUGGAUGGGAAGGCCCAAUGGGGGAACAACCUUCAGGUGACGCUAAUCCCGACCCACGACACAGAAGUCACACGAGAGUGGUACCAGCAGACCCACGAGCGGCAACAGAACCUGAACAUCAUGGUACUGGCCAGCAGCAGCACCGUUGUAAUGCAGGACGAGUCAUUUCCGGCAUGCAAGAUCGAGUUCUGAGCUCCAGCCAACCUCGAUCGGCGGCCGGGGGGAGAAACCCUGCUUCUUCAUUCCAUUCCUCCACUAAUCGUUUCUUUAAUUAGGUUCAUUUAAGGCUAGAUUUGCAGCUUACUGCUAAGGAAACAAUUGAUAGUGUGAGUGCAUUGACCUCUCCCCCUCGUGAAUAGGGGACUAGUUUGGAGACCAAUUUGCUAUUCAGAGUGGCUGUUUGCUUGUAAUUCAUCUCGUAUAUGUUGUGACUGGAGUUGGGACUCUAUUGGUGUGACAGAUGAAGUUUUCAUUACAAGGUUUUGUCCCACUGCUCGAUUUGAGGGCCGGCAGCCAAUCAUUCAGUUCGCUGGUUCCACAGCUAGUACGGUUUUAGUGGGUAAGGGUUCUUUUGCCUCUGAGGGACCUUAAUGUUGGAACACGUUUUGUGAAAGAAAUCUUCAAUCUGUCCUACGUUUCCCAGUUCCCAUAGCAAGCACUGCGGCACUCCAUCCUUGUCUUCAGCCAGACCAGGGGCGAAGAGCAGCUACAAGCCCAAUGAAGCUGUAGACAGGACAUCCUAAUUGGGCUGUGCCUGAUUUCACGCCCCCCCACACUCUCCAAACUGCCCAGAGCACACAGGGUUGCCCCAGUAAUAAGGCCAGCUAUGGCAGGUCUUCGAUGGGGAGUCAAUGUUAUUGGGUGCAAGUGUAAAAGGCAGGGCUGUUGGGUGUUGGUGGGUGGCCCAGACUAACUGCAUGCUGGACAUCUCUUGCUUGGGUUCCAAGGGACCUGCUGAUUUUAUUUUUUUGUCCAUCGCCCAUGAUUCUCUCAAAGCAACAACUGAUAAAACCUAUUUGAGAUGAUCCAUGCAAGGAAACGAAGGCACUUGCCAAACAAUCAGACACUUUAACCAUUUGCCGUGGAUUACAAUGUAAACUGUGAAUGAGACUCUGAAACAAUAGCAAUCCAUUGUAUUUAAAGAGACAGCAUCCUGUUAAAAAUGAUGGGACAUCAAAACUAUUCCUGCACUAGAUAGAUAACGAACUUGGAAUAAAGACCAAUUCACUAUAUUUGUACCUAUAGAUUAAUUUAAAUUGUGUAAUGAAAUUCUGAGUUGUAUAAAGAACUUGUGAUGUGUGAGCUUGGAAAGCUAUCUCAAUGGGAUUUUGUUUCAACUGCUUGACACAGCCUAUCAAAAGCACCUGUCUCUUUAAGAAGGCAAUAUCUGGUUUAAAUUGUCAUUCUUGAAUUGUCGAUCUUUAAGUGCACACUGCAGGUUCUGAUCACCCUGUAAUGGGUGUGUUUGGCCGUGUUGGUUCCUGAGGCGGUGUGUUUCUGGCAGUGGUCUUUGGAAGCAUUUGUACCUAGUGGGGGAGUAACGUUGGUGUUGGAACGUGUAGGCUACAGACGGAGGCUUGAAGAAGGAAAGUGUGUACGACCGUGACCUUGCAUCAUAGUGUUCAUCACAUUACAAGCCAACACUUGCGUAAUAUCUCCUGUGUAAACAUCUGUUCAAUCUUCACGAUGGCUUUAAUGGAAUAAUUCUGUUCCUUUUACAAAUAGAGACUCAUUGAUGUGGUAUUGCUUUGAGUAGAGGUCCUACCUUGACCUUCUGCUCCUACCCCAUGGUGAUAAAUGGCCCAUCAAUGCCACCAGGUUACUGAGAGGACACAGCUCCCUCACUGUGAGUAUCAGAUCAUGAGAAGGAAGGGCUAAUGUUGGAUAUUGCCUUUUUAACAAACCAAAGUGUGCAAGUAGCCUCUAUUAAGCUGAAAUACCAGGUGUGGUUGCCUUAGACAUUAGGAUGAAUGUAGCUAAUUAAUGCACUACUGCUGCAGCGAUGCAGAGCUGGGACUGGCUACGUUACGUUAUGUUGCCAAUUUACUGCGCUCCACUGACAGACAUGUAGUAAGCAAAGCUUCGUUGUCAUGUCUCCAUCUGCAUUCAUUUUUUAAUUAUUUUGUCCCUUUCCUUAAGCUCCCACAAGGUCGAAAACUGACCAUGUGCGGACCAAAACAGAUGCAACCUUUGGAUUUGUGACCUUAGGAUGAGUUGAAAGAGCCUGGAAACAGUUUAGUUGGGGAGAUGGGUGAUUAUUGCAUUCAGCGCAAACCACAGCUCUGCGUACCGUCUGUGUGGAUAUCCUACUUUCCCAAGCAUGUGCUCGAAACUGUACUUGGUCGAAUCUGCUUGUUCCCCAAGCUAUUCGCAUCUUACGGGACUUCAGUAUUGAUUUGCAGAAUAAACUGGCCCUACAGGUUAUAAGAUUGGAGGGGUGGCUCACCCACUGUAAAUUUCCUUAGUAAAUACUACCUACCCCCAGUAAAUCAGUCACAUUUCUGAGCAGUUCACCGCUCAGUAAAUAGGUCUGUACCGUGACUUUCAGUGCCUGCACUGGUGACUGUUCUACACAGCUAACAGCUCCAACCCGACCAAUGACAGGAAGCACAAUUCCACUGCAGGGUAGCAGAUCGUUUGAAUAUUCCAACCAAAUAUAAUGGGGUGUCUUUAACCCCCAGCAGCCCAUGGUCUGAUAACUGAAAACCAGACCAAAAACCCAAUGGGAAGGCAAACACAAAGCAACUUGAAGGAAGAGGCAAGUGAGGGUUGAAAUUGGCCUGUUUAUAUGUGCACAGGAGGAGGUGAUAGAAUGUUAGUCAUGUGGAUCGCAUAUCCUGAGCAUUUUUGAACUGUGUUUAGUGGGGGGUGGGUAUAGAUUAUUUCAGUCACUCCCCACCUGUGUCUAUAUUGGAAGCUAGAUGGUGUGUGUGUGAGUGUGUAAAUAUUUAACGUACGUAUAUAUAGAAAGCUGGAUAGGAUGGCCCAAGCAUUCUAUACCAAGGUAUGUAGAUUUGCUCUUGGUUCGGGCUUUAAUAUGGCGUGUACAAUGUCUGUAUUUCCUAAAGUGUCCCCAAAAUGGCCAACAUCUAAUGUAUACACAUAACCGUGUUAGGUUAACCAUGAUACUUGCUGGAUCUUCUGAGCGGCAGACAGGAUGAGAGUGAUGAGGCAAACAAGUUGACUUACCAUUGUGCGUCCAGUUGUUUUCUUUGCAAGCUGUCAGCACCGUGCUGUUACAGUGAGCUAGUUAGAUCAGCACAAGUGUGCGAGGUCAGUUGGAACAUUAGGGAAUUAGUAGAACGGUAAGAGAAGUUGGUGAGUUGUCUGAACGAGAGGACAGGCCCUUCUCCAGAUUUUCUACAUUAAACUCUAGCGCGGACGCAGAAGUAGGUAAUGAAUUUUUUUUUUGGAAAAGACUGAAUGACGAGCUGCAGUGUCCUGACCAGAGGCGGAAAGGUCUCCACAGAAAAGACAUUGCACUGCAUCCCAAUUCUGGUAGUGGCAGGUCGAGAACGAGGGGAGUGUUUACCUCUCUCUAUUCCUCCCUCCUGCACAUACCUGAAGCACAGACGGGGGUUAAAUAGUGAUUGCCAAGUAACCAGUAACUGGGAGACCUUCAUCUGAUGUGUUUUCCCCAUUGACCUUACAAUAAAGAUGAAUACAUGGGAGAAGGCAGAUUUUUUUUAAAAAAUUAUGUAUUUAGAGGGAAUAUUGUUAGUGUAGGCAUGCUUGUAGACUAAUGGGAACUCUGUUGUUUUGUGUUCUCAAAAGGAUUGGACGAGAGCUAUCUUUGUAAUAGCAGACUCCUAACCCAACCUGUCUUUGGUACCAAUACUCUUGUACAUUUCUAUCAUCACAGAGCAGGUUAUAUCCAGAUGUUCAGUUAUAGGAAAUUCAGAAGGAGACCAGAUCUCAUGAAGCUUAAUUAAUAAUUUAUUUGUCUUGUAGUUUCAGUGUUUUAUAUAGAUUUAUAUAGAUUACAUUCUUAAUUUAUAAGCACAACUCUAACCAGUAUUGUAGCUGCAAGUUGACAUGUUUACAUUUGUGCCCUGUUUAUUGAGGUGCAAUUUGCAGGCGUUGCUCAUUCUCAUUUUUAAUUUUGGAACUUUGAGAAUUCAUGCUUUUCAAAAGAAAAUGUAGAUCUAAGGGACGAUGAAUUUAUUUCUGUGCUUUAUUGGGACAUAUUUUUCUUGGUGAUGUUCAUUUUUCCACUGCAGUGGAGGUGACCUGGAAUCUGGCAAGAUGUGUUUCAUCAUUCCCCACCUCCAUCGUCACUCUCCCCACACACCGAAUUUCCCCAGGGGAAAGUUCUGAGAGAACUUUUCAAUCCAGUUAUCAGAAUAUUCAUUCCAUGUCAGCACCAUGCUGUUGUAGGGAGAACCCUUGUAGCCGAGACCAUGUCACAUAAAUUCUUCCUCACAAAAUCCUAACCUCUUCCCAGCCAGGCAUCACUCCUUUAAAGAAACAUUACCUGAUUCCCAAAGGUUAGGCAGAUUGUGAUUCCCAGUUCCCCACCAGUUCAUCAAUCCAAUCUAUUGCCUUUGUGACUCAGACACUAUCCUGCUUUACAAAAGUCUUUACUCUCCUGUAUGAGGUGAGUGAGCGUGUGGGUGGGGGUGGGGAGUGGUGAAGGGUGAAACUAAUUUCUUCAUGUUUUUCAAACAGAGCUUUGUACUGAAUUUCAAAUGGUCACAGCUUUAAGUUGGGGUAGGAGGGGAGAUUAAUUCUUCCCAAAAGGUUUCUGUAAUGGCGCUUCUCUCUUUACAGUAAUGAGCGAGGGAGGUUAGCAUCCCUAAAUUUGAGAGAGACGGGGAGUGGAGCUAGAGAGAGAGAGAGAGAGAGAAAGUUUGGUAAUGAAGGGGUUGGGAAGAUGGUAGAGCCUUGAAACAUGGGGACAUGAUUUGGAAAACUGGGUGAAGGUGAUUUGGAGAAUGGUUGGGGUCUCGAGGGGCAGUAGCUCUAAGUAAUUGCCUGGAAGGUGGACUUCUCGUUUCUUCUGCCUGAGGGAGUGAGGAAAUGGGCACAGAGUGGGGCCAGUGAUGUUCACAAACCUUGUGAUCUCUUGUUCACAAUUCCAUUUUAACUCUGCCAAAGGAAAUCAAACAUCUGUUCAACUCUACCCAGGGGUGUGAGAGGGAAUCUUCACACAUCUGCCCUGCUCUGUCCAAUCCUUGCGUUUUCCCAUGGCGUGAAAAUUGCUGAUACAUCUGUCUGUUCCUGCUUCGGGCUUGGUGAGGUUUACCUCAGCUUAGUUGCUCUAUGUGAUGUGAGGAGGCCGACAUUGGAAGGCCUCCAAAAAAAAAAGCUUCUUCCAUUUCCUCCCACCGCAAGGGAAACAAUUAGUUGGUCUUUCAUUGUGUGUAGGCACGACAACCAAGGCAGGUGUGUGUGGGAGUAGGAGGUGGAGGAGGUGUACCUCUAAAUUUUGAUUGAAAAAAAAUCUGGAUGGACUUAGGUUGGGGGCAAAGAAGUAGGUACCUGAUGCCUAGAGCUGUCUAACAGGAAUUGUUAUGAACAUUAGUCAAGGAAAUAAGAAUCUGAAUUUGUGAGAAACUUGGGAAAAUGUACUAUGAAAAAAGCUACAAAUUGAAUCUCUCUGCUGCUGUGUUUUCUUAAGCUGGUCUUAUUCCAUUAACUUUAUUCUGCAUCCAGACAGCUCGCUCUGGAUGGUCACUUGUCCUGUUCAGGAAGUCUUGUACUCUACCUGACACCCAAAUCCUCUGUUCUUGUAGAGUGGGCCUUUGUUUGCAUUUUGACUUUUGAAUGUGUACUCCUAGUAUUAUUAAAAAGGGACCCGUACAUCAAUGAACCACAAGUGUCCUAUCCGAGCUCCUGUACAGAGCACAUUGGAAGGAGGGAAAGGGGAACUCCCUCUGGAGUUUAUAAAACUCUUAGUUCUUAUUUUAAUGACUGGGUUGCUUAGUGUCCAGCUGGUAAACUACUAGCUGCUUACUAAGAAUAAAAAAAAAUCAACACCUCCCAGACCAGUGAUAAUUCUUUCUGUUGUAAAAUGCUCAAAAGUUAGUGUAACAGUAUUAAUCCAUCACACACCCCAUUUUGUUUUCCUGAACCAUAUCAAUAAGCUGCAGAAUUAAGUGUAAUGCACUGAGUUUGAGGUAGGAGAAGUGCCACUAUGAAUGUUCCUUACGUACCCAACAAGCACCGUCUGCCUCUUCCUAUCUUUAAAGAUAUAUAUAUAGAAAGCUGUUUGACUUUUUAAAUAUAAUGAUAUGUCUGGAAUUUUCAAUUGAUGCUGUUAAAUUUUAAAAAGGGGGAAAUGUAUUAAAGACUGUACAUUGGGUGUAGAAACUGAGACCAACUUAAAGAAUUUGUCACAAGUUAAUACUUUAGCUAGGAAACCAGGAACAUAAUAUUCAAUAAGUAAAUUCGUGCUCACUUUUGGCCUCUUUGACAAUGCUGUCUGUUUACUGUCUAACUGUGAAUAAAUCAAGCCCUUAAUCUCACGGAAGAUGUGUCUGGCUGAUUUAACUCCAUGCCCACAUUACUGGCAAUGUUUAGCACGAGACAAAUAAAAGCAGAAUUCAGUUUAAGAAACAAAAAAAAAAGUCUUCCAAAAUUGUUGGGAGAUUAAAUCCAAGAAGGAGAGUAAAUUUGGGGGAAAACUCUGCUGUAGAGUAAAACCAUUGGGAAUUUAAUUCAAACCUUUUUUCAGAAAAGUCCUCUUGCUUGUUUUGCAUGCGUGCAUUUAUUUCUAUGUUAUUCCUGUAUGUAAUGGUUUAAAAAAAUUGGAAAACUAUAUAAAAAGCAACUUGUCUUAAUUAUAAGGACCUGUAAACAUACUGAAAACCUACUCUUUCAGUUCCAUGGUGUAAAAACGACAACACUGUAGUAAUCAUCUCUGCGCAAUAUUAAUAUUUAGUUCUUCAGAAUUUGUGUGCAAUAUUCUGUAUCUCUUUAAUUGCAAACUACUGAAAUUUAUUGUAAAGGGGAACAGUCUGAUUAUUGCCAAUAAAAUACAUCUAUUGAGAUC
This is a messenger RNA of Mobula hypostoma (lesser devil ray), 17838 nucleotides long. Its product is annotated as microtubule-associated protein 1A-like. The record is from RefSeq and is a predicted model, not a curated record. Gene Ontology annotation, cellular component: cytosol; synapse; neuronal cell body. The transcript is spliced from 7 exons. Gene Ontology annotation, biological process: axonogenesis; dendrite development; microtubule cytoskeleton organization. Lineage: Eukaryota; Metazoa; Chordata; Chondrichthyes; Myliobatiformes; Myliobatidae. The coding region runs from base 606 to 11036 and encodes 3476 amino acids. Gene Ontology annotation, molecular function: actin binding; microtubule binding.